GGUUUUUGUUAGUGGUUUUAGGCCAGCCAUUGUGUCUCUCGUUAGUUUUUUCUUCUAAGGCCGUUUUUUAUCUGAAUUAAUUUCGCUGUCUUUUAUGAAUAAUCAAAAGCAGCAAAAGCCAACGCUAACCGGCCAGCGUUUUAAGACUCGGAAAAGAGAUGAAAAGGAGAGAUUUGACCCUUCUCAGUUUCAAGAAAGUAUCGUACAAGGCUUGAACCAAACUGGCACUGACUUGGACGCGGUCGCUAAGUUCCUGGAUGCCUCUGGAUGCAAGCUUGACUAUCGCCGGUAUGCAGAGACACUCUUCGACAUCCUGGUGGCCGGCGGAAUGCUGGCCCCAGGUGGGACCUUAUCUGAUGACAUGACCCGUACUGAGUACUGUCUCUUCACUGCAAAUGAAGAUCUGGAGACAAUGCAAGCUUAUGCUCAGGUUUUUAACAAGCUGAUCAGGCGGUACAAGUACCUAGAGAAAGGUUUUGAGGAGGAGAUCAAGAAGCUGCUGCUGUUUUUAAAAGGCUUCACUGAGUCUGAACGUAAUAAGCUGGCCAUGCUCACGGGUAUCUUGCUGGCCAAUGGGAAUAUCUCAGCAUCCAUCCUAAACAGCCUCUACAAUGAGAACCUGGUCAAAGAAGGUGUUUCUGCUGCCUUUGCGGUUAAACUUUUUAAAUCCUGGAUAAACGAGAAGGACAUCAACUCUGUCGCUGCCAGUCUGCGUAAAGUCGGCAUGGACAACAGGCUAAUGGAACUUUUUCCAGCUAACAAACGAAGCUGUGAGCACUUUUCCAAAUACUUCACGGAUGCCGGGCUGAAGGAACUGUCUGACUUUGCUCGCAACCAGCAGUCCAUCGGUGCCCGCAAGGAGCUCCAAAAAGAGCUGCAGGAGCAAAUGGCUCGUGGCGAAUCCCUCAAAGAUAUGAUCACUUAUGUGCGAGAGGAGAUUAAAAAGGCGAGCAUCUCCGAGCAGACAAUGGUCGGUAUGGUUUGGACAAGUGUCAUGAGCUCUGUGGAGUGGAACAAAAAAGAGGAGCUCGUCACUGAACAAGCCAUCAAACACUUGAAGCAAUACAGCCCUCUGCUGAAGGCGUUCACAUCACAGGGCCAGUCUGAACUUACCUUGCUCCUAAAGAUCCAGGAGUACUGCUAUGACAACAUUCACUUCAUGAAGGCCUUCCAGAAGAUUGUGGUGCUGCUUUACAAAGCUGAUGUUCUGAGUGAGGAGGCCAUUUUGAAGUGGUACACUGAAGGGCACUUGACUAAAGGCAAGAGUGUCUUCCUGGAGCAAAUGAAAAAAUUUGUGGAGUGGCUGAAGAAUGCAGAAGAAGAGUCUGAAUCUGAAGAGGAAGAGGGAGACUAAAGCUUCAGCUGCCAGAGCCACUGAAUGGUUUUUGUUACAGAAGUGCUCGUCUGUUUUAGUAUUUCCUUUUCCUUUCUUUUGGAUUCUACCUCCUGUUUUUCAACCUUAACACUUUAGGUGUCAUUUAAGGGCUCUAAUGGUUAAUUUUCCUCUUUUUAAAAAAAUCUGAUCUUAAGGUUUACACUUAACAGUGCAAUUUUUGUUUUUCUUUUCCACCCAAUGUGGCAGUAUCCAAUUACAACCUUUCCCCUUGCUGGUGCCGCCCCACCUCCGACACUAAGGAGGACUGUAGCUGUCGGUCAACACUUUACCUGCUAGAAGUAGUGUCUUGCAGAAGUAGUGUCUUGCAGACCGCUCUACCAUGUGUGCAACCAGUUGGUUGGUUUUUAGUUGGUGUUUGACCAUUCUGCCACUUUUUGGAAAAGCAUUUGCAAAUCCUAAAUUCUUUGACUGCUUAACUUUACUUCCUUAGGCCCUUAAUCUGAUGCCUUUAUAGCCUUGGGCAGUGGUUGCUCAGCAGUUAAGGCAGUGGACUAGUAAUAGGAAUGUUGCUGGUUCUAGUCCUAUAACUGUCAGGUUGCCACUGUUGGGCCCUCGAGCAAGGCCCUUAACCCUAGCAGUCACGACAAAGUUGCCUUGGUUAAAGGUGGCCACUAAUGUCAAGUGUGACCAGUCGGCUAACAAAUUAAUUCCCGUCACUAAACUUGAUUGCACUACAAGGUUACUGAUUUGUUUUCCCAAAAUUUCCUUGUCAGAAUUAUGCAAGUCUGAACAAAUUAAGGAACCUCAAGUUUGCCACUGCGUUUCAUAAGACCUCAGUAAUGUAGUGGUGCCAAACUGUGUCUAACUGAAAGUGCAGAUUUAGAAUUGUGUUAAUAUUUUAAUGUGGUUUAAAACUGAGUAUUGGCACAGGACUAAGCACACUUGGUUAAUGAAUCACAGUUAAGACUAUAAUCAUGUUACUGACUCGGUCAGUUUUCCCCCCUUUGGAGCCUUGAUGCCGUUUAAAAUCUGUUAGCUUCUUUGACUAGUCACCUAAAGCUAAUUGCCCUCUUAAAUGACCCCUGACUUUCUUUCUAUGUUUGAUUUAUUACCAGUUUCUUUAAUCUGACUUUUUUAAGAAAUAAAAAAAUCGGAAAUAAA
Trichomycterus rosablanca is the source of this 2497-nucleotide messenger RNA. RefSeq names its product basic leucine zipper and W2 domains 1a (gene bzw1a). The record is from RefSeq and is a predicted model, not a curated record. NCBI's taxonomy places the organism in Eukaryota, Metazoa, Chordata, Actinopteri, Siluriformes, Trichomycteridae. The transcript is spliced from 12 exons. Gene Ontology annotation, molecular function: protein binding. The coding region runs from base 95 to 1354 and encodes 419 amino acids. Gene Ontology annotation, cellular component: cytoplasm; membrane.